AUGGAGGGGACGGCCAGAGAGACUCGAUUUGCCGGCGACUUACCUCUAUCACCAAGCAGCGGCGUCUUCUCCCGAUCGAAUAAAAGGCAGAUCUACAUUCAUCUGCACAUCUUUCUAAUUUCAAUUUCAAGCAAAAAAAGCAAGAGAAAUCCCAGAGACAAAACAGUCGUUGUGGAGAACAACACAUUCUUCAGUGAAAUCGGUGCCGAAAAGCACGUUACCCGCACUGUGUUUAUGGAUCUGUCGACUACUGUGAUAGAUGAGGUCCGUACUGGGACAUACCGCCAUCUAUUUCACCCGGAACAGCUGCUCACUGGCAAGGACGACGCUGCUAAUAACUUUGCUAGAGGGCUUUACACCAUAACACUGCCAACAACUUUGCUAGAGGGCUUUACACGAUUGGCAAAGAGAUUGUUGAUCUCUGCCUCGACGGGAUUCGAAAGCUAUGUGGUGGCUGUGCAGUCGGUGGUGUAA
Molecule: messenger RNA, 474 nt
Organism: Fraxinus pennsylvanica
Lineage: Eukaryota; Viridiplantae; Streptophyta; Magnoliopsida; Lamiales; Oleaceae
Source: the annotation of a GenBank genome assembly